Molecule: messenger RNA, 2918 nt
Organism: Spinacia oleracea (spinach)
Lineage: Eukaryota; Viridiplantae; Streptophyta; Magnoliopsida; Caryophyllales; Amaranthaceae
Exons: 9
Coding region: 701-2698 (665 amino acids)
Source: RefSeq, a predicted model, not a curated record
UCUCGACGGUUUCCAAAAAAAGGGAAAACUCUCCUUUGUCCUUUCUUCCCUGCCAAUUUGCUCCCUGUUCGAAGAGUUGAUGAUGAUAAUCGAUCUAAAUUGCGAUCAAAUUUCUGUGUAAUCGAUCAAAUUAUUUUCAGAGGCUGAAUAUAAGUGUAGAGGAUUGGAAAGAUGCGUGACAAAAAGAUUAACAAAUUUGGCCAAGAGAAUGAUUCAAGGGGACUUGAAUUAAGUACCUAUGUUGUAAAAGCUCCAAGGAAAACACAAGUGAAAACUCUUGAAGUGUCUAAGCCGCGUGUUUGUAAAAGCACGACAAUCGAGAAAGCCGCACCAAACAUCUACACACAAAGUCAAAGUACUCUUUGUACUCGAAUGUCUCUUGCUAGUCUUUCCUACAUGAUCAAAGACCUGGAUCCUAAUCAACGAAAAGCUGUCGAGAACAUUGGGUUUGGUUCUUUACUUACUCUAGGUUUUGGAGAGUUGUACUCUAAGCUAAACCUUUGGCUUGUUCAGAAUUUUGAACCAGAUGGCCGCACUUUGUAUCUACAAGAUGGGAUACUAAAUAUUGAUGUGGAGGAUGUGCAUUUGACUCUUGGUCUUCCAAUGGGUGCAAAAGUUGUGAAGGAAGCAAGAAGUGAUAAUGAUACUGAGGAGUUUAGUGUGUUACUGAAUAAGUGGAGGGAUAUAUGAAACAAGCAAAAUGUGUCAUAAGAUUCUGAAGCUUGGAUCUGGUGAUGAUUUUAAGAGGAGUUUUGUGGUAUUUGUUGUUUCAAGUUGUUUGAGUGGUCAUAAAAGUUCAAAGUGCAAUUAUAAGAUAUUGUUUUCUUUGAUGAGAACAAAUGAGAUAAGUCAGUUGAAUUGGUGUCAGUAUACCUUGAAAAAGUUAGUAGAGGCCGUGGUGUGUUGGAGAGAAAAUCCAACUGCUAAUUUCAAGGGUUCUGUGAUAUUUCUCAUGCUAUUCUACUUUGAUAGAGUAGAAUUUAUGUCAGGCCAAGUUGAUAGGAAGAUUCCGGUUAUUUCAUAUUUGAAUGCAUCUGCGAUAGGACAAAGAAUCACAGAGGAGUUAAAGGCAGGAAGUUUUGGUUUAGGAAGAAUUGUGCCUUCUUUGAAUGAUCUUAAAUCGAGUGACACUAAGAAAAAGAAUCUCAAAAGAAAAGUUGCUCAUUUAUUAAAUCUGCCAUCUGCUGAAGAGCUUGAUACUUCCCAUCCAUCUAAAAAGGAAUUCGCUAAGAAGAUUGUCUCCAUGACCAACCAGAUAGCACACAAUUUUGUUGAGCUAGGAGAAGUGAUUGUAAAAGCUGACAAGGAUUUUCCAGGCACUGAAAACAUAAAGAAGAUACAAGGAGAUGCUACUGAGGCGUUCACUAAAAUUUCUAAGAUACAAGCAGAUGUAAGUGACUUUGAUGCUUUUCUUAGACAACCUGGAGUUCUCGAUGAAAUUGAUCAUGUUGAAAAGUCUUAUAGCAAGAGUUUGGAGCAUAAGAAUUGUGAGGAAACAUGUCCAUUAGAGCUGCCCGAAUUUGAUGUUCCGUCAUUUAACCUAGGACUUAAUUUUGCACCACCAGAUGCGGAUGUGCAAACAAACAAUGAAGUGGUCCAGACUAAAGGAGGCAAUACAUCUGCUAACAAGAGUCCGGAGCAGAAGAAUUGUGAGGAAACGUGUCCAUUAGAGCUGCCAGAAUUUCCGUCAUUUAGCCUAGGACUUAAUUUUACACCACCUGAUGCGGAUGUGCAAAGAAACAAUAAAGUGGUCCAGAAUAAAGGAGGCCACAAUUUUGUUGAUCCCACUGAUAACACAACUACAGAAUUUGAAGUGAGGAGAGAUUCCCCUCGAAGAGAGAAUAAAAACCUUUCUUUAUAUCAAAGGUCUCCUUAUUCUGACCGAUACGUGGAUGUGCUUAAAAGGAUGAGUAAGAUUGAGAAACAGUUGUGCAAUUAUGUUUUAAUGGCCAGAGAUUCCAAUGGAAUCUUUUACAGUAAUGGAAAUUUUAAGAUUGAACGCCAUAAUCUUUCAUCGCUUUUGGAAGAUGGGGUGAGCAUGAGUGUUAUUGAUAUUUGGGCUCUGAUAUUAAAUCAGAAGGACUUAGGGCGUGGGCUAGGGUCACCUAAGAGAUUCUUUUGUUCAGCCACGGCUAGUGUUGACGUGACUCAAAGUCAUAUACAAAGAGAGCAGAUGAUUAAGGGUACCCUUGACUUUAAGAUUAGAUUGGUCGGUAUGGUGAAAUGCUCCAAAGUAUCCAUUUCAGAUAUUGAUCUUGCAUUUUUCCCUAUUAUCCAUGAUGGAUGUUAUGUCAUUCUCUGCUUUAAUUUCAAGUAUUCCAAGGUUGAUGUGAUUGACCAGAGGAUUUUGAUCGGAAAAGUGAAUGAAAUUUAUGGUGGCUACGUGACAAUUAUGGGUUCGUUCUUUUCAAAGUUUUUGAAGGAUAUGAAGGAUCCAAGAGCUAAUUUGGUAAAGAAUUUUGAGCCAAGGGUAAUCAGAAUGGUAUGGAAAUCCAAUGAGCUUUAUGUUGUCGAUAGUGGUGUCCUUGCUAUGAGACACAUGGAAACAUAUAUGGGGCAAGCAACUUCUUGGGAUCCUCUCCUAAAAAAAAUUGAUGGCCAUGUUCUUAGAAAUUUGAGAGCAAAAUAUUGUUGUGAGAUUUUGAAGAAUGAGUACAACGUGGUCAAAGAAGAUGUGUUGAAGAAAGCAAAAUUGUGAAUUGAGCUUUGUUAUUGCAGGGAAGAUGGACUUCUGAGGUUGAUCAUAGUUGUGUGUUCAUUGUAAUAUUGAGAGUUUGUUAAUGAUGUAAACUAAUCGUUAUACUGGAUUGUAGCGUUAUAGGCUCUAAAACUUACCAUAGCUUGAUGUAUUAACAAUAAUAUGUUGUGAUGUAUCCUCUACACGAUAGUGAUGUAUAUAUACAGGAUUGUGAUGUACC